AUGGAAAUCAACUUCGAGUUCACCUCAAUGGAGCCGACUACUUCUAGCUGAAUGGAAGAAUGCAUUCCCUAUAUCAAGGACAAAUGUCUCCACGAAAUUUUAAUCCCUGGCUCUCACAAUUCAGGAACUUACCGAUACUCAUGCUGCAUAGCUGCUCCAUGGGUCCGAAACCAAUCAGCUGACUUCUACGAGCAGCUAGAACGAGGCAUCCGAUACUUUGACUGCCGACUGAGAUACAUUCCUAAAGACUCUUACGACCCUUUUAAGUUUUCUCACGAAAGUUGGGUAUGCGAUGUAUGCGUGCUCGAUCUGUUUGAAUCUAUAGAAAAUUUUUUAAGCCUCCACAACAAGGAAAUAAUCAUUUUGGAUUUCAGCCACUUCAGAAAGUUUACUGACAGCGCAUAUGUAGAGCUGAACUUGAGAUUUGAAAAAAUAAAAGAAAUGGUGAUUACGAAGGAUUUUCUUAAAAAUACGAUAGGCGAAAAUUUGAAAACAAAUAGGAGAAUUGUGGUAUUGAGCAGCGAUGCGAGGUUUGGGAAUGGGGAGUAUGCGAAAUCGAUCAAUCAUUAUGAUGAGUGGCCGAAUACUGAUAGACCGGAAAUUUUAAAAAAGUUUAUACAAAAACAAAUGUGUAGGGAGACGAAUCGGCUUAGGCUAUUUCAAUGCAUAUUGUCUACACAAAGGAUUGCACAUAAUCUGUAUUUAGCUAAUUAUUUGAGGCCUUAUUUGGAGGAUUGGCUUGAAAAUGAGUGAUGGGAUAAGGUGAAUAUCAUUUUUACAGAUUUCAGUGUCAAUGAUAAGCUUGUCGAAAUUGCUAUUAAAGCAAAUAAAAGUCGAGGAUUACAAAUUUGUUAA
Molecule: messenger RNA, 855 nt
Organism: Blepharisma stoltei
Lineage: Eukaryota; Ciliophora; Heterotrichea; Heterotrichida; Blepharismidae
Source: the annotation of a GenBank genome assembly